UGGAAAGAUCGACCAGGCGAACUGUCCCUUUCUAUUGUGGGUAAAUCCCGUCUUACUGCAACAAAUAAAUUGUUCUGUGCUAUCUUUACACCACAUAUUGCACACACCAUCACUAUCAUCCCUUCAAGGUCGGAGUCUUUUCUAUUAUCUCUCCAUUUAUUGUAGCUUCUUGGAAAACACCCAACCAGAAGCGGCCAUACAUAUAUCCACCACUCUCUUUUAGUUUCUUCUCUUUCCCUCCGGCUGUUCAUCACUUCCGUGCUUCCCCCCAUUUCUCCCUUCCACCAUUCGCAUGUGUAUAUACCUUCAAACGACAUAUAUAUAAUAUGGAGCAUUCCAACAGUAACUCGUCAUCGGAUCACAACGACGCUCCAGCAGUAACGACAACGACGGUUUCCCGAGAUGAUCUCUUAACUGACGCACCACCAGUGACGGAAUUAUCUACCAAACACAACCAAAUCUCCCGCAAUUACGAUAUGCUUACUUCGAACAGCGUUUUAAGAGACAACAACGAUGCCGGUGUCGUUUCUAGUAGCGACGACAACGACGACGACGGUUGCUAUAGUGACAAAGAUAAAAAAGCCCCUGUCAACAAUCCAGCUGUGAUAGCUCCGCGCCCAGAAGGAGGCAAAUGUACCACGACGACGACUGCUGGCGAGGAGAAAGACGGUAAAAAUACUAAUGGUUGCGCGGGCCAACACAACAGCACCAGCAGCAACGUUGCACAAAUUGAACAACCCCCAUCACCUCCGAUAACAUUGUUGUCAUCUUCGACUCUUGCUGUUGUUGGUGCUGAUGAGAAAUCAGAUGCUGAAACGUCUACACCAACAACAGUACUCACAGAAGCUUCGUUGGCGAAGCAAAAUGAAAUGAUGGCCGAGCAAGAUGCAAAGCCAUCGGCCAUCCCUGUAUCGUCAUCCAACGCCAUCCGUGCCUGGGCAGCUACGCUUCCGGAGAUCCCUGACUCUGUGCAGCAUACCCCUAUGGGUCCGUCACAUAUAUUCGAGCUCCAAUCGUCGCCGACGCCAUCACCACACCACCGUCAAGACUCUAAUGAAGAGAACUGCAGUGAUGGAAAGACUUAUGAUGAUGAAGAUGCGCAUGAUAGCCCUGAACCCCAGAUACAAGAAACCAAAGACGUGUUUACUGAUACACAAAAAAUCGCAUACGUUGGUCUGUGCGCAGUGACCAGUCUCGAGGUCGUUCAUGAUCUCCAGGGAAAAGACUUUACGUAUGCACGGAUGAGUGCGGACAACUGGCAACGAAAGCUGAUGAGAACGAUAUACAUGCACAUGGAUAUUUCACCAGAAGAAAGGAAAAUGAUUGAAUCCCUUGCUCGACAUGAUAUCCGGCCUACCGAUUUGGUCCAUCAGUUUACGGCACAGGGAGAAACCACGACUGUCAAUAUGGGAGGCUAUCAGGAAGUCCAACAGCCUCGACAACCCAAGAAGCAGGAUGACUUGCAGCAACAAACUGAUAAGGAGUCACGGCAACAGCAGCAUAAUUCCCCAGGAAAAGGGUCUAGAUCAAGUACGGAAACAAAGAAAGAGCCGGUAGAACAAUCGUCAUCAGCACGUGCAACUACAAGUCGACCGACCUCCCCAGUAAUUAACAGCACAGAAACUCAACAAGAAAAAACAGAAAAGAUGUCGAUAGAAAAGAACUCUGAAAGUGAUCACGACGACGAUGAUGAUACCGUUGCGGACAAUAAUAACAGCAACAUAAACAGCAUAGCCCAAGAAUCUGCAUCAACAAGCGAUAACGAAAAAACUGAAUCUUCCGAUAGUAAACAUAAUGAUAACAACAUGAGAAAACCAUUAGAGUCACCACCCGCAAGCACAAACCCUCAACAACGACAAUCCUCCAGCUCCACUACAGCGCCCUCUGAUACCCCAAACUCUGCUGCUGGUGCAGGAGCAACAUCCGUGUUAUCAUCGUCCUCAUCACCACCAUCCUCCUCGUCUUCAUGCAGCGAAACAAACAAUACGGCCGAAGCAGCAGCAGCAGCAGCAGCAAAUGGCGUGGACGGGCAAUUUGUAAUCGACUUGCGUUGGACGGUCAUGUGCGACCUAUUCCUUCUCUGCUUGAGCGCCGAAAACUACGAUACACGCUCCCGAGUGUUUAUUGCUCGCAUGGCCUCCUAUCUUGAAUUAGAUUGGUUCCAGGUGAUCGGCUUUGAGAAGCGCAUUACGGUACAUCUAAUGCAGAACGCAGGGGCUGCUUGGGAAACAGAGACUGUUACGAGUGUCGCCACAACGCAGACAAACAUGACGGAUAUGGUCGAAGUAUCUGUUAGAAAUGAAGUCGAGCGUAAGAGCCGUAACAAGCAAAGACGCAAAAAACGUUACAUCAUGAUUGGUCUGGCAACUAUUGGAGGCGGUUUGAUUCUCGGUUUAAGCGCAGGUCUAAUGGCGCCAGUCAUUGCAGGCGGUAUUGGUACCAUUCUUACAACCGUGGGUGUUACGGGAACAUCCGGUUUCUUGGGAGGAACUGCUGGUAUCGCUUUGAUUACUGGUGGUGCUACCGCUGCUGGUGGAGGCAUUGGAGCUCGAAGUAUGAAAAAGCGAAUGAAGAUGAUUAAUACAUUUGAAUUCUCGCCCGUCACCGUUGAUGAGAGUGUUAGCUGUAUUGUGAGCAUAUCAGGAUGGCUGCCGAAAGGAGCAACCAAAGAUACAGCUGCAUUGCCUUUCAGUACGCUCGAUUCUAUUAUGGGCGAUCAUUAUACAUUGUAUUGGGAUCCAGAAAUGCUUGAAGCGCUGGGCAGUGCGUUCAAGAUUUUUGCCACAGAAGCCGUUGCAUUUUCGAUCCAACAAGCGUUGGCGCAUACCAUCAUGGGCGCACUCCUGGCUGGUCUCGCAUGGCCGCUCGCGCUUACCAAACUUGGCUACCUUGUUGAUAAUCCGUGGAACAACGGUCUUGAUCGUGCCAGGCUGGCAGGGUUGAUUCUUGCCGACUCGCUCAUGAACAGAAACCUAGGUGCCCGCCCGGUGACUUUGGUAGGCUACUCGUUAGGUGCUCGUGUCAUUUUCUACUGCCUGCUGGAACUUGCGCGGGUCAAUGCAUACGGUCUGGUGGAGAAUGUCGCUUUAUUUGGUACACCUGUAAACGCUUCUAAAACACAGUGGAAAGAGUGCACAACGGUGGUUGCUGGUCGCUUUAUCAAUGGUUAUGCAACAAGCGAUUGGCUACUUGGAUUCUUGUUUCGUGCCUCCACAGCCGGUCUAGGCAACGUGGCAGGGUUGCGGCCUUUACAACAUAUCGAAGGCAAUAGGGUUCAGAACGUGGAUUGCACAGAUCUUGUCAAGGGUCACUUGAGCUAUCGUCUGGCAAUGCCCAAGCUUCUGAAGCGUGCUGGUUUUGUGGUCACAUCAGAGGAGUUGCCAGAUCCUGUGAAGGAAAGUGAAGAAGUUGAAGAUGAGUUUGUCAUUGACUUAUCAGGUGCAAAGGAUCUAGAGCAGUUCCGCCCUGCAACAAUGGUACGAGGUUCAUCUGUAUCAUCCUUGACGUCUGGCAAAGCUUCCAUUCAAUACCCACCACCAAAGACCAAAUGCCAUCCGCCACGGACGGCAGCAGAAGUAGCACAACAGCAGCAGGAGCAACAACAAAGAGAACAAGAACAACAAGAACAGUCUUCACCAUCACCACCACAACAAUCGCAGCAAGAAUCCUCACAGCAACAGCAAUCCCCCGAACAGUCACCUAAGAUUACCUUUACUGCUUCUUCAUUGCCUAUCGAUUCGCCCAAAUCCUCCAUGUCUAUGUACCACCUUACAGACGAUACCGCCAUACUCCAGCAACAACAAGAACAACAACACCACCACCAAGCAUGUGUAGCACAAAAGCAAAAUUCCGGCAGUGAAGACAAGACACUUGUUGACGGUGUAUCCGAUCAAGACAUCAUUGCAGAUAUUAUUGCUAAAGCAGCAGCAGUGUCUAAAUCCUCCAACAACUACAGUUCGCUAUCAUCCGGAAGAGCAUCCAUAGCACAGCAUCGCCCCGAUUCCCCUACCAUGACACAGUCAUCCUCUGAUACAACCGCGUCGAUGCGGUUCUCAGCUGCCGUCGAAGACAACAGCAACACCAGUGCGCCAUCGCGGCGCUCAAUAUCAUCUUCUUCACUUUUCAGCAAAUCAUUGCUAUUUAACAAAAACAGGAAGAAAUCAAGUGAAGAACAAGGCCAGCAAGAGCUUUCUGAAGCAGGCAUAGAAGUCAAAGAGCUGAAGAGUACAUUGGGACGGAUGGUUGUACCAGAAGAUGUCGUCAAUCCGAUGCCCAAGUUCAGUUUAGAAAAACCUAACUUUGCACGCGUCAACCGGUGAAAAGGCAUAAUAAAGUCGUUUUUUCUUUUUUCUCUUUUCCUGCUCCAAUAAAAAAUAUACAUUUGUUUGUGUGGAAUACAACUUAAACUCGUG
Molecule: messenger RNA, 4412 nt
Organism: Zychaea mexicana
Lineage: Eukaryota; Fungi; Mucoromycota; Mucoromycetes; Mucorales; Lichtheimiaceae
Exons: 6
Coding region: 327-4319 (1330 amino acids)
Source: RefSeq, a predicted model, not a curated record